GUCAGGGGUCCUGAGUCAACACGUUGCCGUUGGACCCCUGACUUAUUUCAUUCGAAAUCUGUGGGCUUGCUUCUCUCAUUGAGAAGCACCAAUCAAAUUGCCGCUUACAUAAGACGUAAACAAAUAUGGCGCACAAGCAUGGAUGAUUGUAUUUUGUGUUUGGAAAAAUUACCGAAAAAGAACAGAAGAAAUAUUUACAGUGACACGUUUUUUGUGAAGAAACAGUUAAAUGAGGUAUUGGGUUUUGUCCCCGAACAGCGAACGCAUUCAUCGCCCCAAUACACUUGCUACAGGUGUUUUAACAAACUGAAUAAGCUAUGCAAGAUUGAAUAUGAAUUAGAAAGCAAAUUAUCAGCACUUAAAAGAGAAAAAUGUGACAUUAUCAAUGAACUUAGACCAAGUCGGAAUGUUUUAUUGUCUCCAGCAAAGAAAGUCCCCUCGGUCAAUUUUGGCGGUGCCUCUAGUUCCAUCCAAACUCCAAGGAAGUUAACAAAACGUGUCAUCUUAAGGACUCCAACACCACGAAAAAAUAAGAAAGUCUUUCGAGAUGCACAGCAAAAUAUUAAAAAAAACAGUAAGGAAAAGACUAGCAGACGAUCAGCUGACACCAAGCAAAGUAAAGGUGCAUUUUAGAGGAAAAAAUGAUUCAAAAGUAAGGACACGCUUUAUUAAAGACAGUCCUUGGGUGGCAGUAUUAAAAUCCCUGGUAAGAGGCAAUAAAGCAGAGAUCAUCUCCAAAAAAAUUUACAAAAUAGAGGUUCUUAAGACAGAAAUGAUUAAGUUGAUGCUGUCUGAACUGAACACUCAAUGCCAAGAUUUAUGAAAAAUAUCACACCCCUCAGUUUUGCGUAGUAACGAUGAAGUUCACUUUAAGUUUAAGAGUGUAUGUGAAGAGCUGAAAGAGAAAGCACCAAUGUUGUAUGAUGUACUUCAAACAGUUACCAAGAAGAAAAAUGAUUGCCGAUUAUCUGUUGCUGCAUCAGUUUUGCUUUGGAACAGAAAUAAGCACAUGUCACAACUACAUCACAUCAUUGGGCAGAUUCUAGAUCAUGGAGGUGCAAUAGAUGAGACUAUUCAAACUCUUUCGGAAAUGGGAUUGUCCAUUGGGCCACAGUCAGUCUCAAUUAAGAGAGGAAAACUUGUCCUAAUAUAUAAAGAGAAGCUAAAUGAUAUUUUCCAGAAACAGAUUGAUCAGACUGUUUUGAAGCAUUGCAUAUCAUUAAGCAAGAGUGCAGAAAAAUCCAUUAUGGAGUAUGAACCAGAGCCGGCAGAAAAAACAGAAUCAGGUACAUCUGAUAUUCAGUAUUUUGAUUUGGUCAAUUCCUUUAAGACAUCCCAAACAAAUCAGUCCUUUACGAGCUCAUCUGAACAUUCUUGCUUGACAAUAUCAAGCAAUGAUUAUGAGAUGAGAAAUAAAAUGUUUAUCGAUGUCUACAGCCAAAACACUUUACCCGAGUCAGCGCAGGUACAUGUAUUACGUAAUCCAACCACAGAGGUGAAAUCACUGAAUUUGAACACCAAACCUGGCAGUAUAGAGUUUCCAAGUUUACCAUCAAGACCACUGAAGCAUUUUCAGUUAGAAGAACCGGUCAAUGUAAUUGCCAAGCAUGAUAGAAGUAGCAUGAUUUUGAAAGACUUUAUAACAAGAAAUGCUGAUCAGAUGUCACCCACUAUACCAAGGUUUGAAAUCAUUGGAGACAACUUAGACCACACUAUAUCACCAACAAACAUGACUAAAGAUAAACAGAGGAAAAGCCUCCAUUGGUUUCUUAAUGUGGCAGUUCAAAGAAGAGUGUUGGCAGAUGAUUUACCUAGUGAUAAGCCUAAAGCAGAUAUUUUGAAGACCAUUUAUCAGCAAUUCUAAAAGCCUUCAUCAGCUGCAGAUCAAGGGACUUUGUUUCAAUUGCGCAAUGUCCUGCAGAGACGAGACGUUAGUGGGCCAGAUGGUGUCACUGAGAAUUUUAGGUCUCACAUGACAUUCAUCGGGGACUGUUUAGAUGCCUUUCUCCUCACAGCCUGUAUGGAGGUGUUGGACAUCAAGAGCCUUGAUGAAAAACCUAAAAGGACCAUUCUUUCAGAAUUAUUACAUCUUCAAAGUAAAGAAGACCAGUAUGAUUGGAUAAAAGAGCUUUGUUUCCAGAUCUUGGACACUUUUGUCUACAUUGAAGAAGAUAGUUUGCCAACUGUCACAGCACAAGCUGCAGAAAUGGACAACAAGGAGCUUUUGAUGAGUGAAAUGUAUCAAGAUGAAUCAAAGCAGUAUGUUUGCACCUGUAACCGAAAGUACAAGACAAAAGGUCACUUCAAGAGACAUCUGCAAAAUGAACACAACUGGGUGUUUCAUACAACAGAAGAGGAAACUCCCGAAUCAGCAACAUCAAAGCAAGACCACAUAGCUCUGUGGCGUUCAUCAUUUAUGAAACUUGCAUUAUUACUUAGGGACACAGAGGAUGCUUUCAAAUUUGGUGAUGGAACACGUAUAUUUAGAAAUGCAAAGUUUGAAAUGAUGUGUGCUGAUAUUGCUAACCAUUCCAAAUAUAAACUGUGGCUUUGGAGACUCUUAGCCUACGAGUGUUCUCUCCUAUCACCACGUGAGGCAUUUGAGUACAAGUGGAAUUGUUCCUCAAAUAUUCAUGGAGGGACUGGGAAAAAUAUCCCUAAUGACAAUCUCGUUGAAUUAUGCGUACAUGUUAUAAAGAAGAAAAUGAGACAGCAGGGUGCAAAUCUAACUUAUGAAAGUGCUAAGAAGAUUGCCUCGUGUGUGCAAAUGCAGGAAGAAAUAAAGUCCAGUGUUCAGAAACAGCUUGGCAUGAAAACCUCAGGUCAAUCCAAACCUACUGUGGAUAAGAAAAAAGAUCUUCAACUGAUCAUUAUGGAACUUAAAGCCAAUGACAUUUUCAGUUACAUUUCUGGGAGGGAAUUCAGUGCUUUUAAAAGUUUUCAGGACAUUUUUUCGCGUGUUAAUGUGGUUCAACUUCACAAAUGGAUAACAAAACAAAAAGAAAGAGCAAGUUAUGAACAGUAUCAGUUUGAUGUGUUUUUGUGUGAUUUGUCAUGUUCAUAAUUAAAAUAUCAAUUAAACUUCAUUCUUUUUUUUUCAUCAAUUAACAUGAUUAAGGUGGGAAGGAAGGAGAAAAAAUAU
Molecule: messenger RNA, 3142 nt
Organism: Saccostrea cuccullata (small rock oyster)
Lineage: Eukaryota; Metazoa; Mollusca; Bivalvia; Ostreida; Ostreidae
Exons: 6
Coding region: 1973-3064 (363 amino acids)
Source: RefSeq, a predicted model, not a curated record